CGUCGCUACCGGGGCGGGUCUUAUGGCUGCCGUUCGCUUCCUACUUCUUCGCUUCCCUGGUUUUGACUGAUCUCAGCUGCUCGAACCUUUCCGCGGACGAGAGACGAACACAAUGUCACACCAGACGGGCAUUCAAGCGGGCAAUGAUGUGAAGCAAAUAUUUGCCAGCGCCAAGAGCGGAGAGCAGUAUCGAGUGUUGAAGAUCGUAAUUGAGGAUGAGCAGCUGACGUUGGCUGACGUCAAGGAGGCGUCCAAGAUGUGGGACCAGGAGUACGAUGCGCUAGUGCUCCCCCUGCUGGAGGACAGCGUCCCCUGUUACAUUCUUUACCGACUGGACUCCAGCAACAACCAGGGUUACGAGUGGAUCUUCCUCGCCUGGAGUCCGGAGCGCUCUACUGUGAGAAACAAAAUGCUUUUUGCUGCUACCAGAGCGACACUGAAGAAAGAAUUUGGUGGCGGCCACAUCAAGGAUGAGCUUUUUGCCACUACAAAAGACGACAUAAACCUCAAUGGCUACAGGAAAUAUUUGACCUCGCAGGCGGCUCCGCUGCCCCUCACCGCUGCCGAGGAAGAGCUGAGACAGAUAAGGCUACACGAGGUUCAGACGGACAUUAGCGUGGACAGUAAGCACCAGACUCUCCAAGGCGUGGCCUUCCCCAUGGACCGCGCUGCCGUCUCGGCACUGGAGCGCUUCAGAGACAAGGAAAUCAACUACGUGCAACUGGAAGUCGACGCCGAAAAGGAGCUGAUCUGCUUGCGCAGCACCGAGCCAACAGACCUGAGGAGCCUGCCGUCGAGGAUCCCCAAAGAUGCGGCGCGCUACCACUUCUUCCUCUACAAGCAUUCCCACGAGGGCGACUGCUUGGAGUCCACGGUCUUUAUUUAUUCAAUGCCGGGGUACAAGUGUAGCAUCAGAGAGAGGAUGCUCUACUCCAGCUGCCGAAAUCCUCUGGUUGACAUGGUGGAAAACAAACUGAAGAUUGAGAUUGAGAAAAAGUUGGAAAUCGACAACGGCGACGAGCUGACGGGUGAGUUCAUGUACGAGGAAGUGCAUCCCAAGCAGCACGCGCACAAGCAGGCCUUCGCCAAGCCCAAGGGUCCUCAGGGGAAACGGGGCGGCCGCCGUAUCACCCGACCCCCCGGCGACGGCCAAGAGGACGAUUAAACUCGACCUCGGCGUCUACACGUUCCAUAGUGGAACAUUCCUGAGAUCGGGGCGAUCGUAUAAAACACGGAAAAAAGAAAAAAAAAAUUCUCCCCAUGAUCUCACGUUCCCAUCAACGAGCCAGCUAUGCACGCAGAGGACAACGAAGCAAACGGCACAUUUCAGCAGUUUCCAUUUGUAGCUUGCCAAAUGGAAGCCGAUUAGUCCGUGUAGUUACAUUCCCAAUGAGUCAAAGUUGAGCCCCUUUUUUGCCCGAUCUUAGCGUGACUAAUGUGAACUUUAGCCAAAAUAACAACCCCCCCCCCCUUCCAUUUUAUCUUAAAAACAAAAAAUUCCUUGCACCUUGCAUUCCUUCAAAUCCAUCACUUGGUAUCUAACUGUGCACAACCUCGAGGUGCUCCGAAAGCAGAGAUGAUGUAAUGAUCCAAAUGGUGUCUCCUGAUUUUAACAGUGCAUUUUAUAUUACAAUUUUGUUUUGAUAUCACGAGUUUACCUGGAGAGAAGAGAAAAAAAAAAUCGUCUGCUGAGAAUCUUAUUUUUCUAUGCAAGUGCUGUAAUUGUACAUAUUGUAGCCGUGUGUAUGCGUGUGUGUUCUGGUGACCAUGUCGCUGAGGGGCUUCCACUAAAAUGUCAUCCAUCAGUCAUGUUCCACGCGAUCAGAAUCCCAGAAAGAGUUGGGGGAGGGGCUUGCUACAGAAUAGGAAAGGGAAUAUUUGUGUUGAUCAAAAUGUUGCCACGGUUAGCCACUCGUCUACUGAUGACCUAACAUUAGAUAAACUACCAAGCUCACCUCAUGUUCAAAACGUAGUGUCACUAGGAAUAGAGACGAAAACUCAUGUGGUCUUAUUUGUUUUCCUACAGAUGUUUUUCUUUUUAAAAAGAAUUAAAAUAUUUAAAUUGCA
Messenger RNA from Syngnathus typhle (broad-nosed pipefish), 2067 nucleotides. Its product is annotated as twinfilin-1-like. Gene Ontology annotation, cellular component: myofibril; actin filament; cytoplasm. Gene Ontology annotation, biological process: regulation of lamellipodium assembly; actin filament depolymerization; barbed-end actin filament capping. The coding region runs from base 113 to 1165 and encodes 350 amino acids. NCBI's taxonomy places the organism in Eukaryota, Metazoa, Chordata, Actinopteri, Syngnathiformes, Syngnathidae. The record is from RefSeq and is a predicted model, not a curated record. Gene Ontology annotation, molecular function: actin monomer binding; actin filament binding. The transcript is spliced from 9 exons.